Molecule: messenger RNA, 2340 nt
Organism: Dentiscutata erythropus
Lineage: Eukaryota; Fungi; Glomeromycota; Glomeromycetes; Diversisporales; Gigasporaceae
Source: the annotation of a GenBank genome assembly
AUGUCAACAAAUGUUAUCGAAGACAGGAAAAGGCUGAAAGAACUAAUCUCUGAGGCUUCUGAUCUCGAGAGAGAGCUAAAGAAGCAAGAACAGGAAAAAAGGAAAACUGAUAGCCCCGAGAAAUUGGCUGUAUUAGUCGAGGAGACUGAAUUUUUACGGAACAGCCUCAAAGACGUUUAUGAGGACAUUCUUUUAAGUGAUCUCAAGUUCGCCGACGAACAUAAUAUCGAAGAAAAACUUUGGAGAUACGUAUUUUAUAAUUAUAUCGAAGAAUUGAGACAAAAAUUACGCAGGAUCGAUAAGAAUGAGAAAGCUAACGAAUACCAAGUCGUUUACCUUGAAUUAUACCGCUACCUGGACUUGGGGACUGGAUUUUAUCACACUAUCAUUAAUAGCUUAAAACUUCGUGAAAAUAUAAAUUUGGACCGAAUCGGAAUUGAAAUUUUUAAGAAUACUGUCACCACUUCACCUCCUGCUCCGCGUUCUGCUUCUAAAUUACGUAGAAAAGAACUUACUGCUGAAUCUAUUCAACGUUGUCUUAUUCGUCUUGGUGAUUUUGCUCGGUAUCGUGAGACGCUACUUGGGGCUGAUGAAAGACGUUGGGAAUUUUCUAAACAAUUUUACAUGAAAGCCGCAAGAGUCUACUGUGAAGAUGGAAAAGCCCAAGCUCAAUUAGCUCUUCUUUCUAUGCUUCGAGAUAAUGAUUUGGAUGUUGUCUAUUGGUAUUGCUUUAGUCUUGCAACAAAACAGCCACCAGACAUAUCUGCUGAGAAUUUAAAAGUAUUUUAUACAAAAUUUUCUCAACGAAUUCGGCAAGAUAACUUGAAUACGAAUGUUUUAUCUGGCGCUAGGGAUUUUGAAAGGAAGUUUUUAAUCACUCAUCGCUAUCUUUUUGAGAAAGACGCUGAAAACGUUGUUCCAGAAGAAAUAUUGGACCAAUUUACGCAUUUAUUAUCUUCUCAAAAUGACAGUCUUCAAAACUUGGGCUCGCUGUUGAAAAAAAUUGUAUUUAUUCUUAUUUUUACGGUUUGGGAUUUGCGAAAUUGGACAGCUCAAAAUCGAGCUACAGAGCUUCGAAAUAUAGAAUCCAUGACUAUAGGUUUAGGGUUUGGAUUUUUGAUUCCCGUUAUGGAGAAUAUAAAUCUAACGUGGGAUUUUGAGAGCGGGUCAGAUGCAAUUGUAAAAGAAUGUUUACCUGCUGUUUCUAUAUGGUGCCAAUAUUUGGGAACGUUAAUGGAUCUUUUAAGUCAAUUGUACAAUUAUUCAAAAUCUAUAGAAAAAGAAAAUGAAAGGAUAGCAGGAAUAUUUUUGACGAAUAUGAGAAAUUUUUUCAAAUCAUUUGCCAACAUUCUUAAUAAUCCAAAAAUCUAUGAUUUAUUGAGUGCGAAUCAUGAUCUCGCGGAAUUGGCAAAGCAUUCCAUUUUUGAGGAUGUAGAAUUUUUAGGGGUAGUUCCUUUUCGCCCUUUUCAACGGAAUCUAAAUUUUAUAAAUAAUGCCAAUCCUUUACAUGUGAUGAUUGCUAGAUUAAUUAUAUUCGGGAAAAAAUUCGUCAAGUCUUUUGAUAUUCUUCAUUAUGACGAAUCUGCGGGUCAAUUUACGCUAAUUGACGAAGAAAGUAAGAAAAAGGAACGUCAACAACGUAUGAUGAAAUUAAUGGCACAACAACGUUUAAAAGAUGAAAUAGACACAAUGGAAAAUAAAUUACAAAAAAUUGGGGUUUCCGCUCGUCGGUCUAAUACGAGUCCAAACUCGAUUUCUAUUUCUCUUUCCGAAAGUGCCAUAUCAAAGCCUAAAAGUUCGCCAAAACAAUGCGUGGUUGAUACCAGCGUCAUUCUCAACCAUUUAAUCUCUGUCAAAAAUUGGGUUGCAGAUGAAAAAUAUACAGUGAUUGUGCCUUUGGAUGUUAUUGAUUCCUUAGAUUUGAUCAAGAAGGGUAAUAGUCAAGAAAAUGUGAGAGCACGAGAAGCAAUUAGGUUUUUGGACCAAAUCGGUAGUCAACGGAACCGUGAACAUUUUAUCCGUGCACAAAAAGCGAAUGAAAAAUUACCUCAUUGGGCUUCUGCGGAAGAGUUUCUUAUCGAAGAAAAUUUCCGUGAUUACUCUUCACAGGCUCAUAAAAAUGAAAAAACAGAAGAUUCUACGGAACGAUAUGAUAAUAACAUCACAGAAGAAAGGCCUAUAACCAAUAUUCCACAAGAAUUUCGCCCUACAUUAAGCUGUUGGCUUUAUUUUGCACGAUUAGCGAAUAUCGAUGAUAUCUUAUUUGUGACUGAAAAUCAAGAAUUAACGAAAUAUGCUAAGAUGUUUGGUGUUCCUGUUGUUGGUGUUGGAAAUGUUUAA